UUAUUAACACAGUCAGACAGCAGAAGAAUAAGCCGGUUACAGAUGUUUACUGCAGCACAAAUCUCAGUAAGUUUCGACAAUGAGCAGCCAGCCUCUUCAGGUGAACGUGGAAAACUGGAUUCAAGAGAACAAGAAUGCUUUUCUCCCACCAGUGUGCAACAAGCUCAUGCACUUUUCCCAGUUACUUAUUAUGUUUGUUGGAGGUCCUAAUACCAGGAAGGACUAUCAUAUAGAGGAAGGAGAGGAGUUGUUCUACCAGCUGAAGGGGGACAUGUGUCUGAAGGUGAUUGAAAAUGGGAAACACAAGGAUGUGCACAUCAAAGAGGGAGAGAUGUUCCUGCUUCCAGCUCGGAUCCCCCACUCCCCACAGAGACAAGCGAACACUGUUGGGCUGGUGGUGGAGAGGAGACGGCUGCUGACAGAGACUGACUGCCUGAGGUAUUUUGUGGACAACAGCACCGACACCCUGUUUGAGAGGUGGUUCUACUGCCAGGAUCUGGGAACCCAGCUGGUGCCAAUAAUCAAAGAAUUUAUGGCAUCAAAGCAGUGCAAAACAGGAAAACCUGAUCCAAAUGAAGUUUUCAGAGAGCCUCCGUUCCAGCUCAACACGAUGAAUGUAAUGUCGCCAUUCUCCGUCAAAGACUGGCUGGAAAAACAGAGGCCAUCCCUCGCCGAUGGCAGGACCAUUGACAUGUUUGGAGCCCAGUUUGAGACUGAGGUAAUGGUGUUUGGGCCUGGACUCUCUGAGUCAUCGGUGCAGCAAACUGAUGCCUGGAUUUGGCAACUGGAGGGCUCUUCAAGAGUAACUGUGGCCGAGCAGGAGUUCACUCUCUCUGAAGGAGACAGUUUACUGAUCCCUGAGCAGAGCCAGUAUCAGUGGCAGAGAGAUGAAGGGACUGUUGCCUUCUUUAUUGUCCAAAAUCCAGAGCGAAAGAGACCCUAAUCCUCGUCUGCCAAACCCCAGACACAAUGAAACAGAACAGUGGUUCCCUACCUAUUUUACCCGAGGAACCCCUUCAUACCACUACCAAAAAGCUGUGGACCCCCCACCUGACUGGCUGACUCCUUUCCUUUAAUUAACAUAUAGCCUUACUUUUUUGUUUUAUUUUCCUCAAAAUAAGUACGAGUCAUCAGCACUGUGGUAUUUCGCAGACAGGACUUAAUGAAUUGGUGCAAAGUUUGUGUUUUCAGUAUUAAUCAGCAGUUUGUGAAACUGAGCUCACAUUAAUUUAGUCAUGAUGACCGUAUAGAGGAAAUGGAAAAAAAAAAACAAAAAACCUGUGAUUCAAGCGUUUGUUUUCUCUGUCAGGAAAUUUCAAAUACAGACUUUCUCCCACAGACUUUGCUAUCCUGGUGCAAAAAUCCAAGGAAAAAGGCAAGUUUGAACUUGUAUCAAGAACGCUGCUUUUCUGCCAGAUUAUGCUGAGUCAUAUUAUGCCAACUACAGCUUCCCAGAUUCUUAGUUAACCCGCAAUCUGUAAAUUAAAGGGUCUUUUCCAGAGAAAAACA
Melanotaenia boesemani (Boeseman's rainbowfish) is the source of this 1509-nucleotide messenger RNA. It is a transcript of the gene haao, whose product is annotated as 3-hydroxyanthranilate 3,4-dioxygenase. The record is from RefSeq and is a predicted model, not a curated record. Bases 80 to 943 code for a protein of 287 amino acids. Gene Ontology annotation, molecular function: 3-hydroxyanthranilate 3,4-dioxygenase activity; iron ion binding. The transcript is spliced from 10 exons. Gene Ontology annotation, cellular component: cytoplasm. Gene Ontology annotation, biological process: quinolinate metabolic process; 'de novo' NAD+ biosynthetic process from L-tryptophan. NCBI's taxonomy places the organism in Eukaryota, Metazoa, Chordata, Actinopteri, Atheriniformes, Melanotaeniidae.